Gigantopelta aegis is the source of this 1437-nucleotide messenger RNA. RefSeq names its product putative ammonium transporter 3. Gene Ontology annotation, molecular function: ammonium channel activity. Bases 1 to 1437 code for a protein of 478 amino acids. Lineage: Eukaryota; Metazoa; Mollusca; Gastropoda; Neomphalida; Peltospiridae. Gene Ontology annotation, biological process: ammonium homeostasis; ammonium transmembrane transport. The record is from RefSeq and is a predicted model, not a curated record. The transcript is spliced from 8 exons. Gene Ontology annotation, cellular component: membrane.
AUGCCUGUCACGGGAAGCACUGGACCAAUCACGUGGGAUGACGCAACGUGGAUUUUAACAAGUGCCUUCAUCAUCUUCACCAUGCAGUCAGGCUUCGGUCUCCUGGAAGCCGGCUGCGUCUCGUCCAAAAACGAGGUGAACAUUAUGAUGAAAAACGUCGUCGACGUCAUCUUCGGCGGCAUCACCUACUGGGCGUUCGGCUUCGGCUUCAGCUUCGGGAACAGCGAAGGCACGAACCCGUUCUGUGGGAUCGGCUACUGGUUCGUGAACCCGGGCACGGACACGGCGGGGCUCGUGUAUUCAACGUUCGUCUUUCAGCUGUCGUUUGCGACGACGGCCACGACCAUCGUGUCCGGGGCCAUGGCGGAGAGGACGAAACUCAGCGCCUACAUCGUCUUUUCCGCCACGAACAUUUUGACAUACUGCUUCCCCGCUCACUGGAUGUGGGGGACGAAGGGCUUUCUUCUGAGUCUGGGCGCCAUUGAUUUCGCGGGGUCAGGGGUCGUGCACUUGGUGGGAGGGGCGUCGGCUUUCGUUGCCGCCCUGAUGUUGAAACCGAGGCUAGGGAGGUUUGACGGGACCAGGCCUCCGGCGUCAACAAACCAAGUUAACUCUCUCCUCGGCAUGUUCAUGUUGUGGUGGAGCUGGCUGGCGUUUAACUGUGGAAGUACUUUCGGAAUAUCAGGAGGGAAAUGGCAACUGGCAGCUAAAUCGACCGUAACUACAUUAAUAUCAUCUAUGUUUGGUGGCGUUGUUGGCACACUUGGAAGUAUUUUGGUAACCAAGAAAUACUAUAAACCAUCAUACAUCGUCAAUACCGUCCUUGGGUCGCUCGUUUCCAUUACAGGUAUCUGUGCCGUCGUGCGUCCCUGGGAGGCUGCUAUCAUAGGCGUUAUCGGAGGCGUCGUCGCGUUGUGCUGGUCACGCCUUAUGGUGUAUUUCAGAAUUGAUGACCCCGUCGACGCCGUCGCAAUACACGGAGCCUGUGGUCUGUGGGGUCUUUUAGCUGUCGGCUGUUUUGCGGACACGGAUCCGUUUGAAGAUGUGACGAUGGGUCGUACAGGUUUGUUUCACGGAGGAGGGGCGUAUCUGAUGGGAGUUCAAACCCUGACAGCGGUCUGCCUGACGUCCUGGUCAGUGCUGGUCACAUACAUCCAGCUUUAUGUUAUCGAUAAAGCAAUCGGUCUGCGAAUGUCUCCAGAGGACGAAGAACUAGGCGCCGAUAUUGUUGAACACGGCAUCGUGUGCAGAUCCGGAAAGGGGAACAAUGAAACGGGACACAGCAGCUCUGAGACUAACAUCAUGUUUUCCUCCCGACACCUUGCAGCUAACAGGGUGCACCCCGAGUCCACACUCUCGAGGGGGGUGCUGUCGGUGCUGUCCUUGACGUCCAUGAUUCCAAAGGACAAACUAAAGCCCGGAUCACACGGCAGUUGA